This is a messenger RNA of Sardina pilchardus (European sardine), 5867 nucleotides long. It is a transcript of the gene diras1b, whose product is annotated as DIRAS family, GTP-binding RAS-like 1b. Lineage: Eukaryota; Metazoa; Chordata; Actinopteri; Clupeiformes; Clupeidae. The record is from RefSeq and is a predicted model, not a curated record. The transcript has 2 exons. Gene Ontology annotation, molecular function: GTPase activity; GDP binding; GTP binding. Gene Ontology annotation, biological process: signal transduction. Gene Ontology annotation, cellular component: plasma membrane. Bases 148 to 744 code for a protein of 198 amino acids.
CCGGGACUAUAGGCUAUCAGGUCUUCAUUAUUUCUGUAAAAUGCGUUAGGACACGAUUGGUCUGUCAUUCAUCUGUUUAUUGAAGUCAUACGGGGCGAUUAAAUAUAAGUUCAGGUGUAGGAACCGAAGGCCCAGGUAACGCUCAAGAUGCCAGAGCAGAGUAACGACUACCGCGUGGUGGUGUUCGGGGCCGGCGGCGUCGGCAAGAGCUCUCUGGUACUGCGCUUCGUCAAGGGGACCUUCCGAGACACCUACAUCCCCACGGUGGAGGACACGUACAGGCAGGUGAUCAGCUGCGACAAGAGCGUCUGCACCCUCCAGAUCACCGACACCACCGGCAGCCACCAGUUCCCCGCCAUGCAGCGCCUCUCCAUCUCCAAGGGCCACGCCUUCAUCCUGGUCUACUCCAUCACCAGCAAGCAGUCGCUGGAGGAGCUCAAGCCCAUCUACCAGCAGGUGCUGGCCAUCAAGGGCAACGUGGAGAGCAUCCCCAUCAUGCUGGUGGGCAACAAGAUCGACGAGCCCCAGCGCGAGGUGGAGACCAAGGACGGCGAGGCCCAGGCCACCUCCUGGAAGUGUGCCUUCAUGGAGACCUCGGCCAAGACCAACCACAACGUCACGGAGCUCUUCCAGGAGCUGCUCAACCUGGACAAGAAGAGGAACAUGAGCCUGAACAUUGACGGCAAGCGGUCUGGCAAGCAGUCGCGAGCUGACAAGCUCAAGGGCAAAUGCAGCGUCAUGUAGACAGAUGAGAGCUGGGGAUCGCAAGGGGAACGCUAAUGGCUAAUGGCAGAGACUGGAACCAACAAAGCGAGAAGAACGUCAGCCUCACAGGAAGAGGGAUGAGGAAGUGAAUGGUUCACCAUGGUUGGGGACCUUGUUUGUCGUCAGUCUAGCCCCACUCAUCCGAAUGGCAAGCAUCCCUUUCCCUCUCCCCACUGUGCAUUCACCCAGCCAUCUUUCUCCAUCUCUCCUUAAGGGGGCCCACCGCCUGUUUAAACUCACACAGGUACACAUGUACAUGCUCUUCCAAAGCCAUAUCAUUCUUAUUGCCUUGUCUGUGUAAACUACUGUAUGUAAAGCAACUAAACCUUCCUCAUGGUUUUGGGUAGAAUAGAAUUUCAACUCACCCCCCGCCCCCCUCCCAUAUCUCCCCCUCCCACCGGAAAGGAAUACAUGGAAGAUCCAUUCAACCGAGAUGUAAUGCCAUGGGCCUCCGUUUUGUCAGGAUGUCUAUGCUGGGAUGAGACUGGUUACAUUAUGCAAAUUUUGUUUGAACUCAUAACUGCUUAGAAACCCAACUGCACAAGCAACAUUUUGUGCAGUUGGGUUUCCACGCUGUCAUUCAGGCUCUGUGGCACAGACAUCAUUGCAGGAUGGGUUUCUGAAACUCCAUGAAAGUUUCCCUAAGAGGGACGAACAGAGAAGAUGAAAGGGCAUCCAGCAGAAAUGCACUUGUGUUUUAUUUUUGAUUUUUUUGCCUUUCACAUCUUGCAAAAAUAUUUUAAAAUGUUCACAACAGGUUUUUUGAAAUUCAAAGCACAAUGACAAAAAGAUCACGCGUAAGAUUUUGAAUAUUAUAGCAACCUAACUCUUAUUGGUAGAUUCGAUAAAAGGAUAAUUUCCUUUAUCUGUUGGCCUAAGAGUUCCACAAUUCCAUUUCAUGAGUGUAGACAGAAAUAUUUAUGACAAUCAUUUCAUUCAAGUAUAGAAGAUAACACGUCUAUCUGCAUGGUUUUCAUGUUAGAGAUAACAAUAAGAUAGUGCAAAUACUGCAAUUAGAGUAGGAUUAUAAAUGUGUCCAAAAAUGUCCAAGCUUAAGGAAAAUUCUUCAGACUUGCUGAUCUCUCCUUCUUUGUGCUUUUUAACAUAAACUCGUCACUGCUUCUAUUCAUUCUACGCCCAGUUUACUAAUGUUUGUUUUGACAGUAUUGUAACCUUUUAUAGUGUUCCCUAGCCUGUAUUUAACUGUGCAGUCAUGUUUGACUGAAAUCCUCAGGAUCCAGGACCAUUAUUGCUGUUAGACCCUUCUUCACUCAAGUUCAGUGGUAUCAUUUUGGGAAAAAAAGAAUAGUACAAAACAAAGUUUGCUUGGAACAAAAAACACUUUACAUAAUUAUUGGACAUGUUGUCUUAGGCUUGGACAGCAGGUCAGUCUAUGCCCAUUGGGCCACACUCUCACUCUAACCACUAUUACAGGCUUGUAAUUUGUCAGGCAGUUAGUUUCCAUCUCAUGAUUGCGAUGGUAGAUAUCAUACAGACAGGAUACAGGAUACACAGUGCCCAGAAUGAAUUGGACUUUGUUCUUGGCUUGUGUCAGACCAAUUCAUCAGAUUUGGCCAGUAUGUAAUAAUAGACCAUGUGUUGCAAACAGGUACAUCUAGAUUAUUUACUGCUUGUCAACUAGUGCUUGCCCCGACAGAGAACAUCAUUACCUUUUGCGAGAAAGAAAAAUGACUUAGAAUUUUUUCAAAAAUAUCUCAAAAUAGCAAAACACUGGUUUGUGUGAACUAACAAACACCCGUCCAGAUCAUUUGGCAGACUGAGCUCUAUUUAUUACCUAUUUAUUCAAAUUUAUGUUGCACAAGGUUCUAUAGAGUCAGGACUGAAGUGGAGAGACAGACUCCAUGACGUCCCUGUCCUGAAACAGAUGGGCUCAGUUCACCAUGCAGAUUGUGUGUCCCAGAUGACUAAUGAGCCAGUACCUGGGCAGAAUUCCUAACCUGUUUCAAAUUCAGUGUGAGAAUUUGCUCGCAUUGCACUUUAUUUCAGUCAAACUCUUGAGAGGCUGAACGUUGUUCGUCUCUCUGUGUUGUGUUGUUGUCUUGUUGUGUUUGAUCAGAGGGUGAUGGCCUGGCUGGACACAAUGCAUUUGUUGAACAAAAUGGCCCCUGUCAUUUUACCCAGAGUAGGAUGGUGAUAUGUUUCAGCACUAAGUCAAAAGCACAAGACUAUCUAUUUAUUUAUUUAUUUGUUUGUUUCUUUGUUUCUUUCUCUUGCUUGGCUGAUGUGACCAACAGGGUAUCGUGAUAACGGAGAGAUCUUACAUGUUUUAAUGGCACCUUUUAAAAAAUAAUGUUUCUUUUUGUUUGUUUUUAACUAUGAGAUGCAAUUAGAUAUUGUUGUGUUACGGCUUCAGUCAGUGUGUCAAAUGAUUAAAAAUACCAAACAAAUCUGAUGCUAUACGUGUUCGUUCUGAUGCCGAAGAGAAGCACACUACUAUUUUUUAAACCAAUUUCCCCUGGCGCUGUCAUUGUAUACUCAUUUAAUACAAAACAACUGGGCACUUUACUAGAUUCUAAUUAAUGCCACUGUAUAUUGACCUCAGUGUGUAAAAUAGGUUGGUGGAAAAAGGUACAAUGAAGUACCCUCAUGUGUAAAAUUGAUAUCUGUCAAGUUCUAUUCUGUGUAAUCGUACGGUAGUGCAAAUUGAAUUUUCUUGUUUGGAAAAUCAUUCAGAAGCAAAAGUAAUAUACAGUACAACAUGCUAUUGUGCUGUGUCAACGUAUCUCUGUGUCACAAUGUUUUUUUGCCAUCGACAUUUUAUGUACUGAAUCCUGUAACAUAAUGUACGGAGCUAUUUUAUUUUGACAGGCCGGUCAUGUGAAUUUGUGCAAAAGUACUUUUUUUUCUCACUGAAAUCUCAUGUACAAAGUCAGUGUAGAAUUCACUCUCCAUACAAUCAAUUUUGCAGUAAUGGUAUACACUGCAUCUCAGAUGAGAAGCAGAGAUGAUUAUGGCAAAUACCAAUGUAAACAUUGUGUACAAGGCAAAAACCAAGCAUAGAGCAAUGUUAAUGCCAAAUAUAAUACUAUUAUAAUGAGAUAGCCAAGGAGUGAGAUAGCUGCUCCCUCUUGGGCCAGAUAUGGCCUGAAGCUGGUCUGGGUGUGGAACAGCGACAGAUGCUCUCUAGGGUAAACUCAUGCAGUUUCAAUCUCUAAAUGCAUUCGUGAGAUGCACAAUAUGGUCAUUGCUAAGACAUUUGGAACUAUUUGCUCUGAUCCUGUGGAUUCAUAUGAAGUUGUAGAGGUAACAGCUACUGUCCACCCUGUUGAAACAUAUGUUUAAAUGUGUUCGUCUGUGGCUGUUUUUUAUUGUAUGUUUAGCAUGUCAUUCAGCAGGAUGUUGAUUCUGAUAGUUCUACUUUAAUGGUGCUAUGAGUGAAGAAGUCGUCACCUUGCAGACACAUCUGGUGAUAUUGGUUGUACUCCACAAGGUUUUAUGCAAAAAUAUUAUUGUGCAACCAAACCCUCUCCUGAGUCCUCCAGUCCUUUAAUUCUAAUCCUGCACAGCCAUGUCUCCAGUGUAAGCCAAAGUGAAAAUGAAUGAAUUUGAUAAUAUACAUUACUGUGAAUCCGGACUAGCCUUCCUCCACUUGCUCUCUUUGACUCCCACGUGAGUCAUGUGGAAUUGCCCAGGUUGUAGCUCGCUCUGGAGACGGCUCUGGCUCAGAUCUUAGCCCAGAGCCGGCGCCUUCCUGGGCCCCUUGCCACUGUGAGAUGUGAGAGCGCCUCAGUAUCCGCUUCCCGUAGAAUCCCCAUGCAGCUCUGAGCGAGUGCGCGAGUGAGUCAUCCUCGAAAUGCCUCCGGAGAUGAUGGAAGGCUCAGGAUCAGGGGGUGGAAUGCGCUCGGCAAGAUGCAAACGUGUCGUGGGAGGGGAGUCGCACAAGCGCCGUUGUCAAUUUCACGCUCAUUUGGACGCACCAGCUUAUUCAGACAACACUCGACAACAAGGACUGACACAGUUAUCACCAAACUUUCACUCUUGGGUUUGGUGGCAGUGGAGAUGUGCGCCACUGAUUCGACUGGGGGACAUGGGAGUCUCGCCACCCCCUACAUCUCUCAUGCCCUCCGGCGGCAAUCCCAUUGGCUUUUACAUGGCAAAAAGUGUCUGCAAUUUCCAAUCCUCCACUUCCCUUUAGGCCGUGGCCAGUCUGGUGGAGAGGUAGAGAGCUAAGUCACAAGACAAAGACUUAUAGGCUUGCGUUCACAACAGCUCUUCUGUCACAUCACUCCGCAAUGCAUAUAGCUGGCCAUCUCCCUCCGUCUCCUGUUUACGCAAUGCUAACCUACUUUAACAAUGUCUGUCAGCAGGCUCUAAGGCUUCAACUGUGUCGGUGUCACCUGUUUUUCAACCUUUUCAUGAUUGUAAAUAAGUGUAAAAUUGUAUGUACAUGACCCUUUCAUAAGAUUUCUCACGUUCCCACACUGGAAACAGAGGAAUUGGCAUAACACUUCAUAAUGGCUUUGGUCGUUAUUAGUUGAGGGAUCUAAAGAUAUUUCCUUGGCCUUUUUUUCUUUCUUUUCACAACUCUGGUUAUAAACACACCUUAAACAAUGGUCAUAAAGGACCUUAAACAAUGUCUGAUGACUUGGAUGCAUAUGCCAAGCUAGCUUGUUGGCAUAGAGAGCACUUUAAACUUGUAUGGGUUAAGGAAUGUACUGGGUCCUGUGGAUGGUGAGGUGCUGGAAUCGCGUGUAAUGUUGCAAUCCAUACGAAACCUGUACAGCAUGGUCCCUAUUGGUGUUCACCAGCAUGAGGGCAAGGACAAAAAAAAAAAAAAAAAACACAACUGUGAAGUGACUUCUCACUUUGAUUCCUGUGCAUUUCAUUUGUUUGGGAAGUAUAUUGCUUUUACUGAAUAUGUUUUUUGUACAAUAUUAUGGUUUGAGUAUUUUUUAAUCUAGCUGAUAUACAGUAUACAGACAUUUCCUCUAGCAAUAGUCUUCCUAUUAAAAAUAUGCUGUCCUCAUGCAUCCCUCGACAAACAAAAAUAUGACAUAUAAAUAUGAUAUAUACUUAAAUGAUAUUAUAUAUGAUAAAUCUGCAAACUGAUUUUCAUAAUAAAAUGGUAUUAAAAUUCACAU